Molecule: messenger RNA, 3090 nt
Organism: Parastagonospora nodorum SN15
Lineage: Eukaryota; Fungi; Ascomycota; Dothideomycetes; Pleosporales; Phaeosphaeriaceae
Exons: 6
Coding region: 1-3090 (1029 amino acids)
Biological process (GO): double-strand break repair via homologous recombination; protein deubiquitination
Molecular function (GO): ubiquitin binding
Source: RefSeq, a predicted model, not a curated record
AUGGCCUCGCUGUCGACUCGCGGAAUUCCAUCCUACCCCAGCUACUCGGGCGGCCGCGACGGCGUCAUAUGCGCAUGGGACCUCCACCUCGACCUCACCAAGAGCGACGAAGAGCGCGACCCCUUCGCCGACACCAAUUCGACCACGUACAAGCCGCCGCCGACGCAGUUCCGCAGCCAGGUCCAGGCGCACACGCACUGGGUCAAUGAUAUUGUGCUCGCCCAGGACAACCAGGCACUCGUCUCUGCCUCCUCGGACAUUACCGUAAAGGUAUGGCGACCUGCCGCGUCCGACCCAAUCCCGCCGCAGACCAUCGGCCUACAUAGCGACUACGUUAAGCGCGUUGCAUCGCCAGGCGGAAAUGAGAACUGGGUUGCUUCAGGCGGCCUCGAUCACAAGAUCAGCCUGUGGGAUCUCAAUGGCGCCGGCAAGAAGCUGCAGAUUGCAGUGGGCGAGGAUGAGAACACCGCCAAGGGCUCCGUGUACGCCCUGGCUGUGACGCCGAACAUCAUCGCCAGCGGUGGGCCAGAAAGCAUCGUGCGAGUAUGGGACUCGCGAACCGGCAAGCGCAUCACCAAGUUUGUCGGACACACGGACAACGUGCGGGACAUCCUGAUAGCGCAGGACGGCGACACCAUCUUGACCGGUUCGUCUGACCAGACUGUGAAGGUAUGGUCCAUGACGGCCGGAAGAUGCAUGUACACGCUCACCAUGCACAACGACAGCGUGUGGUCGCUCUUCUCAGACUGCCCACAGCUGUCCGUCUUCUACUCGUCCGACCGAUCUGGCGUGGUCGCCAAGAGCGAUGUGCGCAACUGCGCAGAGAUGGAUGAAGGUCUGUCUGUAGCAGUGUGUCAGGAACACGAGGGUGUCAACAAGCUCGCGGUUGCCGGAGACUACAUCUGGACUGCCACGUCCAGCUCAAGCAUCAACAGGUGGAAUGACGUCGAAACAGCCACCGAAGUUGAGCUCCCCGAGUCCUACAAGUGGCAGAAGAGCUCCACGCGAUCACGAUACCCAUCUCCUCCCGCUUCGAGCCCGAAGAUUGGCAGCACAACUGAAAAGAUACCGUUCAAGGCAUUGUUGCGCAUGGCGAACACUGCGCCCUUCCCACAGUUGUCUGUGAAGGACCCCGAGGCUGCUACAAUUGCAAGCUCGCGGAAACCAGCUGAGGUCCUGGCGGCUCCAGAUCAUGCCAUCUUUGCGCCAGUACGGGGCCUGCCCGACCACUCGAUAGAAGGACAAAAUGGCUUGAUCAAGCACCAUUUGCUCAACGAUCGCCGGAGAGUGCUCACGUUGGACACGGCAGGCGAAGUCAUGCUGUGGGAUUUGCUGCAGUGUGCCCCUAUCAAGUCCUUUGGCAAGAAGCAUCUCGAAGACGUUGUACCAGAAGUAAACACUCGCGAGAGCGUAGCACACUGGUGCGGUGUCGACACUCGGAUAGGAACCCUAACAUGCGUGCUGGAAGAGAACCACUGCUUUGACGCUGAAAUGUACGCCGAUGAGCUGCAAUUAGAAGAGCCAAUUGACUUCCGCGAAGACCAUCGAAUAAACCUUGGCAAGUGGAUAUUACGAUAUCUGUUCUCAAACCUCAUUGACGAAGAGAUUAAACGCGACGAGACUUUCCGCACAAGUCUGCUUUCUCAGAAGGAGGAAAGCCAUCCGGGCCGACCUACGAACAUAACAAUACCUGCGAUGAAUGUCAAUGGCUGGAAUGAAGCAUCUUCAGGGCCGACGUCUGUGUCUACAAUCAAGGCCAACGGAGCGCACGUGCCGCAUACUCCAGGUCUGGCUAUUGGACUGGCAACUCCGAUGGGACAUCCUCAGAGUGCAGGACGAAACUCACAACAUAACCCAUACCUUACUCCGACGACCGAAGAAGGCUCACAACUCGAGAAGACUCAGACACAGAGAAGUUCCAUGAACGGAGCUGAGCCUGACUACUUCGGCCAGGUGACUUCUGCCACGAAUGGGAAUGCUAACGGGAACGGAAAGCCUGCUGCUGCAACCGAAGGUGCUGCUGAAGCCAAAGAGGAGACUGUUUCUUCGCCCACCGAGCCCGACACACCAGCUAAGAAGGGCAAGGGCAUGUUCGGCAAGAAGUUCGGAUUCAACAAGAAGUUGUUCAGUACAGGAACCGCCGUCGUUGAGCCAGCGAAACCCGCGGUAGUAGACGAAAAAGCUGAAGACAGCGAUUCGCGCUCGAACAAAACAGACGAGAAAGUUUUUGAGGACAAUUUCUCUGGGGUCAUACAGAGGAUACGGCAGGGCUACGAAGAGCAGUUGGCAGUAGGUGCAAACAAGCUUGAGAGCCAAAUCACGCCGAGCUUGCCGAAUGAAACACCAGUGCUGAAGCCGCCUGCUAGCACAACAAUAUUGAUACAAGAAGAUAGACCCGAAGCCGGUGGAGUAGCAGAUCUGUUCGAAGGCAAAGUUGGCUCCCUUGGCCAACAGGCCGAUCUGAUCGAGAAAGCAGCACCAAUGUGGCUGGCCGAAGUGCUACUACGCAACGCCCUUCCGCCAAAAGACAUAGUCAAAGUAUCCUUCAUACUCGAACCCUUCCAAAACCUGCUUCCAAGCAUCUCAUCCGACGGGUACCUCCCCUUCUCCAUACCCUUCGAGCAAGCGGCGAAAGCUAAUUCGAAACUCAGCAACAACCGCCUCAACGCAAAUCGCAUGCUGCGCGCCCGCAAGAUUCUGGGGUACGUCGCGGAAAGGAUCGAGGCGCCGCCAACCAAAGAGGAGGCGGAGGCAGAGGACAGACUGAAGCCUGAGGAGUAUUUAGAAUUGUGGUGUCAUGGACAGCUUAUUCCGCCAACUAUGACCCUGGCCUCUCUCCGAGCUCACGUCUGGCGUGGCGGUGGCGACGUCCUACUCUACUACAAGGCCAACGGCCGCAAAGAGAUCAAGCCGCCUGUACCUCACCCUGGUCUCCCUUUCAUGCAGCCUGGUGCAUCGUCUAACGCGAGUAAUCUCUCUGGCCCUGGAUCGAGUAAUGCGAGCGAAGGCAAAGCGAGCAGCGAAGCGGAUAGGCACAGUCAACCUCGAGGCGUUCUUGCUGGUGAAGGGAACGCUGCUUUUGGUCCUUAA